This is a messenger RNA of Mizuhopecten yessoensis (Yesso scallop), 2725 nucleotides long. RefSeq lists its product as uncharacterized. The coding region runs from base 230 to 2299 and encodes 689 amino acids. The transcript has 5 exons. The record is from RefSeq and is a predicted model, not a curated record. Lineage: Eukaryota; Metazoa; Mollusca; Bivalvia; Pectinida; Pectinidae. Gene Ontology annotation, molecular function: zinc ion binding.
UGUAAUUAGUCGCACCGAUUUUGCAGGGGAAUACCUUCUGCGCGAUAAAGUUUGCUGUCAAAAAUAUUAAUUUACGCUACGUAAAGGACUGAAACAGAUUCCAGAUGGGCUGAUCCAUCAGAAGACAAGAAUGUUAACAACUAGGGUAAAGUUGAUGUGCCGAUUACACGUGCAAUGAAGGUAUUGAACUCGAUACUGACCCAUACCUGAGCGUGGAGUGCUGUACAGGAUGCCUGGAAGUGGCAGUAAAGACUAUCCAUGUAUUCUCUGUAAGAAGAGGACAAAGCCUAAUGAACGCAGAAACAUCAACAAGUCCUUAUCAAAUUAUUUAAAAAAAUCGUUUCUUCUAACAACAGAUAGUAAUGAUGUUAUGUGUAACAGGUGCAGACAACAGUAUUACUACAAAGAAAGAAAUAGAUCACGUCAACCAGUUACACAUGUACAGGAAACAGAUAGUGAUGAAGAUUUUAGUCCACCUCCAAAACGCCCAACAGUUCUCGGCAGUCCACCAACAGUGUCGCUUCCAAUUUCAUCUACAUCAAAGAGUCACUCAUACUGUUUUGUUUGCCGAAAACCAAAAUCUAAACUUAAAGUUGUACCAUCAGAUGCUAGAUUUGACGCUUUUCUACGUCAAGAAAUUAUAAUUCCUGCAGGAGCGCGGUGCUGUCCAGAUCAUCUCGUUGGAGAUAAAUUAACACCUGAAGCUAUGCGAGUAGUUGAAUGCAAAAAUGAUUGUGUUUUACUGAACAGAUCUACACUGUUUGAACUCUUACAUAAAUUAAGAACAUUUGCGAUCCAGACAGAAAAAUCAAGAAUUGACUUUGACUCUGAUGAAGCACUAACUGCAUCAGAUUUUAUUAACUUAACUGGAAUUACAAAAGCCAAUUUUACAGAUCUUUAUACAUAUAUAAAGGACUUGGUACGGAAUACACCAGCUCGUUCAACAAAAACAUCGCUGGGAAUAUAUUUGUUUAAAAUGAAGUCUGGGAUAUCAAACAAAGUGUUAUCAACGGUUUUCAAUAUCACAAAGUCCAGUAUCCGACGUGCUGUAUCUUCCGUUAGAAUGGCAUUAAUGCAGUCAUUUGUUCCACAAAAUUUGGGUCUUUCUCACAUCAGUCGAGAACAGAUAAUCAGAAAUCACACACGGCCAUUGGCACAGACGUUAUUUGGCGACAUCUCAAAUACUCAAGCUAUACUUGUAUUGGAUGGGACCUACAUAUAUAUCCAGAAAAGUGGCAACUUUCAGUUCCAGCGUCGGACUUUUUCAAUUCAUAAAUCUCGUCCAUUACUAAAACCUAUGAUUGUUGUUUCCACAACUGGAUACUUCAUUACCGUACUUGGGCCUUACUUUGCAGAUUACAAAAAUAAUGAUGCUUCUAUUUUAAAACAUAUUCUGCACAACAACAUUGAAGAUAUUAAGAACUGGGUUGAAGAAAAUGACAUUUUCAUUGUUGACCGUGGUUUCAGAGACUCUUUAGAACUGUUGGAGGACCUUGGAAUUAAAGCUGAAAUGCCAUGUUUUAUGCAAAAGGGUCAAAAGCAGAUGACAACACAAGAUGCAAAUGCGAGCAGAUUAGUAACAAAGGUACGUUGGGUUGUUGAAUCGGCAAAUGGGCAGAUAAAGAGAUGGAAGUAUAUGGACCAUGUGCUUCCAACAAAUCAGGUGCCAUAUAUUGGUGACCAUGUGCGGAUCAUUUGUGCUAUCUGCAACAAAUACUUUCCAUCAUUGUCUCCAGGGAACACAGAUGACGAGGCAUUGGCAACAAAAAUGCUAUAUCUGUCCAAACAAAUCAACAACCUAAAGAGCAGAGUGGAAGAUGAAAAUAUGGAAAAGCGACGAGUGAUAUGGACAGAACCAGAUGAUUGUUUGAUUAACUUCCCUAAACUUGAUGAGACAGACUUGAGAAAUAUUACAUGUUGUUCUUAUCAACUAAAGUUGGCUAGUAGUUACAUGCAGGAGCAUAUAAACGGUGACUGUGAAAUUCAAGUCCACACGGAAAACGACAAUCUAAUUAGAGUCAGACUUCAAAGCCGACAUGUCUCUUCCAAGCAAUAUCUUCUGUGGAUUGAACAUGAUUGUGUUAAUGUUGUUGCAUGGUACUGUAAAUGUCGGGCAGGUGCACGUGUAGUUGGAGUCUGUGCACACAUAGCCGCAGUUCUGUGGUAUCUUGGGUAUGCUAGACACCACCCAAAUGUCAAUUUUGGCAUUAAAAAUUGGGGAGAUUUUGUUCAAGAUGCCCAGUGCAUUCCAGAAUCUGUUGAUUCUUCUGACAGUGAACAGAGUGUUGUUGAAGAAUAACAUUGUUACAUGUUCUGGUUCUACCUUGAAUUAACUGAAUUUUGAAAUUGAAAUAAUUUCUUGAAUUUUCUAGAUAAAAAGGUCAUUGAUGUCUCAUUUUAAAGGGUCUCUUUGAUCCCUUGAUGUCUACAUUUAAGAUAGUUAGCUAAUUUGAAUUUCAAAAACCAUAUAAAAUGACAAAAAUUUGCAUUAUAUAAGGAAAGGAAAAUCUGAGCCAAGGAAUAAUUGUGGAAACAGAAUAUUCUGACAUGGAUGACUAUGAGAAUUAUUUAAUGAUGUUACUAAAUAUUUAUGGAUAUCCAUAAUUCAUUUUAUAGAUAUCCAUAUUUCAAUGAUAUUCAUUUUAUGGAUAUCCAUAAAUGCAAGUGAACUAUGGAUAUCCAUAACUGAAAUUGUAGAUAUCCAUAAAUGAAUUAUGGAUAUCAA